AUGGCUGCUGCUUACUGUAUGCGAGACCCAAUUUCAUGGUUUGAACCAGUUUGGAUUUCCGUUCACAACUUUGAAUACAAGUACGGAAGUUAUUCUUCUUCACCAAUGAACGGAGCUGGCUCAGUUGGUCACCGAUGGAAUUCUCUGAGCCCGGAGCCCCACUCGGGAACCGAAUCUACUGCUAGUACUCCUUUUGUGAAAGUAAACAACGUAAACAAGCAACAUCCGAUGGAUAUGUGUCACGUUCCAGUUCCACCUCUUGAAUACAACCGAAGAUUUGCAAAGGACGCUGAUGGCACCUCAUUUGUAAAAAAUGAGAUUGAAGAAAACAUCCUCAAUUUCAAUGUCAACCCGGAGAUUGCGCAAGACAACGGUCUGGACACCCAACAGAUGGAUAUCUACAGGGAUUUGAUUCUUCGUCAUCUCAUCCAGGAUAUCAGCACGACGUGUGCCAAACUUGGCCUUCCCACUGACUUCUAUCUCUGGACACCAGAGCACGGAGCUCGUUGGAUCAACGAAAUGUGCCAACAGUUCACUCUUCAACCUCCCCGAAAUUGUUUUGUCACCGGUCGUGUUCUGCUCGGAAUGAGUCAGAAAGACUUUGAAAUGUUUUUGCCGGAGGGAGGAGACACCUUGCACGCCCAGCUCCAAGUGUGGAAGACCGCCUUCGAAUCUUAUCAUCCACCAGCGACAAUGCAAAGUUCUGGAAUGACCGCUGCCGACAAUAACAUGCAAUCCAAAACUAAUUGGAUGGCCAACACCAACAAUCAAACAAAUACCAUGGCAGCUGGCGAAAACCCGGCUCACCAAUUCUUCAAUGGAAACGGUGGGUAUCCAAACAUGUCGAUGAGCGGCUUCUUCCAACAAGGAACUGUCCUGCCGUCGCCAAGCAACAGCGACACAAGCAGCAAUGGAAGCAGUCAAGACAUGAAUGACGAUGAUAUGGACAUCCACAUGAAUACUCCAAACUGUGGACUAUCCAACUUCUUCCAUCCAGGUUAUAUGAACUCUCCACUUGACUCCAUGUGCAAUGGAAGCGAGGGAGACGAUGAUGACCGUGCCUACACUCGCCACCAAGGAACUGUCCAUUUGUGGCAGUUUAUCCGCGAGCUUCUGGAUCAACCGAAGCAAUACAGCAACUGUGUCCGAUGGGUCGACAGAGACGAGGGAACGUUUAAAAUUGAAUCUUCCCUUCUGUUGGCUAGAUACUGGGGGCAACGAAAAAACCGUUCACAAAUGAAUUACGAUAAAUUGUCUAGAAGCCUUCGCCAGUACUACAAGAAAGGAAUUAUUCAAAAGCCAGAAAAGAAGCAACGUCUGGUCUACAAAUUUCUACCUCCUUACAACAUGUAG
Caenorhabditis briggsae is the source of this 1353-nucleotide messenger RNA. RefSeq names its product Protein CBR-ETS-4 (gene Cbr-ets-4). Gene Ontology annotation, molecular function: sequence-specific DNA binding; DNA-binding transcription factor activity, RNA polymerase II-specific. The coding region runs from base 1 to 1353 and encodes 450 amino acids. The record is from RefSeq and is a predicted model, not a curated record. The transcript has 10 exons. Gene Ontology annotation, biological process: cell differentiation; regulation of transcription by RNA polymerase II. Lineage: Eukaryota; Metazoa; Nematoda; Chromadorea; Rhabditida; Rhabditidae. Gene Ontology annotation, cellular component: nucleus.